Molecule: messenger RNA, 738 nt
Organism: Musca domestica (house fly)
Lineage: Eukaryota; Metazoa; Arthropoda; Insecta; Diptera; Muscidae
Product: protein JTB-like
Exons: 1
Coding region: 77-532 (151 amino acids)
Biological process (GO): mitotic cytokinesis
Cellular component (GO): spindle; cytoplasm; membrane
Source: RefSeq, a predicted model, not a curated record
UAUCGACAUUAUCGUACAAAAAUCUAAUAUUUUCAUUUCACACAGCAAUCAUUAAAGAUUGAAAAUAUAUCUGAUCAUGUUGGAAAUUUGUCAGAAGAAACACAUGCUAUUGGGAUUAACACUGCUUGUGGCCCUGACUGUAUGUGUUCUUAUAAUAGAAUCGCGCUUAGAUAUAAGUGGUCCCGCUCGAAAACCUCAAUUUGUUAUUGAAAAUAAUUCGACAUGUUGGUUACGAGAAAAAUACUCAGUAAUACAGGAAUGUCACAAAUGUUCCGAGUUCGACUUGGUGAGUCGAAGUUUGGGAGUAUGUGUUCAUACGAAAUAUAAAGAAGUCCUACGCUGUAAUGACAGUGGAGAAAUCGUCAUUAAGAGCUGCGAUAGGAUUGUAGCCAUUGACCAGAAGAACUUUGUGCAUUUUGAAGUUUGUUGCUUCGUCUUUGGCCUUUUCACGUACUUUCUGUCAUUUGCUCGUCAUCGAAUUUUAUCAAGACGUACCCAUCAAAAACUGGAGCGACAACUCAAUCGAACUUAAGAUGAUGGAUGUUAGGUAUUUUAUACAGCAUUGGAGGAUACACAAAUUCAGUCCUAGAUCUUAAAAUAAGGUUCAUGUUGACUUCUAUAAUUAAUGCAACCAUAAAUUAGUCUUAUUUAUUGUAUUCCAUAAAAAAAUAAUGUUUAGACAUUUAUGUCAGCAUAAUCUGUCGAAAAUAAACAAAUAAAAUGUACAUAUACCAACAA